Messenger RNA from Aspergillus versicolor CBS 583.65, 690 nucleotides. It is a transcript of the gene dprC, whose product is annotated as protein dprC. Bases 183 to 611 code for a protein of 142 amino acids. Lineage: Eukaryota; Fungi; Ascomycota; Eurotiomycetes; Eurotiales; Aspergillaceae. The record is from RefSeq and is a predicted model, not a curated record. The transcript has 3 exons.
CAGUGCCCGGCUUGAUUCAGAGGCUGACUGCCAUAAUAACUACGUACGUCAAAAGUACCCAGGCUGCCAGGCAUAAGCAUUCGCCGGAGAACAGCGACGGUGACGUCACAGCCACCGCCGCCUAUAACCAGCCCGCCAGCGACAACAAUCCAUCUCCCAUCCUCACCAACCAUCAGAAAAAAAUGGAGAAACAGCCCGCUACAAACUACGACGGCGCCCAGGCAACUGGCGUCCGCGUCGAUGACCCCAGCGCAGAUGGCCUGGAUCGCGACCGGGCGUACGAUUCCGGCUUCAAAUACCAGAUCCCAGAAGCGGAACAACAAAACACCAGCGAGCCCAGCUAUCAACCCCAUGCCGCAGUUGGGGCAGACAAACCAAAAACAGGAACCCAAACUGCAGGCGGAGAUAUAGGCGAGACCCUCGGCGGCGGGGUAAGGGGAGUUUUCGCGGGGAUCCAUGGCGCUGGCGAGUGGCUGCGUGGAGGCCUCAACUCUGCAGUCGACCGCGCCUUUGGCAGCGACGAAGGGGCGACCAGGAACGAUGCCAUCUCGCGCGCAGGCCAGGAGCAGAUCAGAACGGGCAAGUUUAGUGGCGAUACCCACGGCAAAUAAGUAAUGCAGCAAUGGACCUUGUGUACAUAAUAUCCCCAAAUCCGAAAUUCCGAUUUUUUUUUUUUUUUUUUUUUUUUUU